CAGACAUAGCCAUGUAGCCCUGUGAACGGGGUCACCUUGACUUUGAAGCUAUGCAGUCGCAGUUUCGUUCAGCAUUUGUAGACUUUGACCUUGACGCAACCAUUUCAGAGAGCAAUAUCACCGACUUGAAGUAUGUAACUAAAGGGGGCUUUGCGCUGGUCCACCACGCGCGCAUCGGCGCUACGCCAGUCGCUGUAAAAGUCCUGAAACCCGAUUUCCACUUUAAGACACAGAACUACCUAAAGUUCCUGCAGGAGGUCUCUUUCCACUUGGCGCUGUCUCACACGUGCAUCGUUCGUGCAUUGGGUUUCUGCUCCAUUCCUGCGGGGCGCCUGAUCUCAUGCACGCCGCCGGACCUGCUGGUUCCGUCGGUUGCGGAACGCAAGGGGCUCAAAGGUCUGCCGGCGAAGCGGGCCGCGGCCCAGGAGUGGUUCAAUGGGAGGAAGCUGGCGAAAUGCUGGGCCCUGGUGCUGGAGCUGAUGCCUGACGGAAACCUUUUUGACCAGGUCAUCAAGGCCAAGGAGGCCGCGGCGUCAGCAGCAGCCGGCCGCAGCUCGCCCGCGCCGCCACCGCGCCGGUCGCACAACGGAGCUGCCGCGAGCGCAGGGGCUUCGGGGCCUGCGGGUGCUUUGGGGGCCGUGUACAGCGAUGCGCAGGCUCUUGCGUGGAUGGUGGAGGUGGCGGAGGCAAUGGCGUACCUGCACAGUCGCCAGCCGCUGCUGAUACACAGGGACCUGAAGCUUGAGAACAUCCUGUUGUGUCGCCAGGCCGACGGCGCGCUGCACGCCCGGCUGUCGGACUUCGGACUCAUGGUGGCCAUUGAUGACGCCGGAAACAAGCUGCCGCUGCCGCAGAUCUUGAGGGCACCGGGUCAGGACACAAGUGCGCUGCUCACGCCACAUGCCUCGCCGCUCAAAGCCGGCGCCGCCGCGGCCCCCAACGCGGCGGCGCUGGCGGCCGUGCCCGGCGGCGCUGCUGGUAACGGCUACGUCCACGCCUCCAACGCCGUCGCCGGCGGCGGCGGCGCCGGCGGCGCCAUGGUGGGCGGUGCCUACGGCGCUUGGACGGGAGGCGCCGGCGUCGGGCUGCUGACGCAGCAACAGCAGCAACAGCGCGGGGAAAUGCAGCUGAUGGGUCGCAAGUCAAUAUCAGCCAAGUCGCUGUUUCCCAGUGGCGGCGCGGACGCCGGGUCAGGGGCCAUGGUGGCGCCGCGACCCGGGAGCCUGGCGGGAGUGGCGCAUGCCGGGGCGGCGUUUGGGCAAGGCGCCGCAGCGGGGGCGGCGACGCAGGGCCCCGGAGCGCGGAUGGCAGCGCCUGCAGCGGAUGGGGCUGGAGCGGGAGGCGCCGGUGGGGCGACAGGCGUCACUGCCUCGCCUUCGCGGCUGUCGGAGACUGGGUCGGGCGCGGUGAGCCUGGAGCAGCUGAACGGGCUGCUACGGGCGGGCAAGGCGCACAAGGACUUCCUGCCCGACAUGUACCAGAUGAACUUCAGGCUCACAACCCAGUGCGGCAGCAUCUGCUACAUGCCGCCCGAAGUGGCGCGGGAGCAGCCCUACAAUCAGAAGGCAGACGUCUUCUCCUUCGCCUGCAUCAUGUUCGAGGUGCUCACCCGCACACUGCUCAGCGACGGCAUUCCCGACAACGACGCGGACGCGGCCAUGGAGUAUGUGGGGCGGGUGGCCUGGAGCGGGUGGCGGCCCAACCUGCCGCCCGCCAUGCCCAAGGACCUGCGGCUGCUGCUGUCGCUGUGCUGGCACAGGGAGCCGCGCCUGCGCCCCAACUUCCCCACCAUCACCGCCCGGCUGCGGGAGCUGAUGAUGAGCGCCUGCAUGCCGUACGUGCCGUUCCCCAUGCAGCCCAUGCAGCAGCCCAUGCAGCAGCCCAUGCAGCCCAUGUUAACGCCGUCGCCGGGCGCAGCUGGGCUGGGCGCAAUGACAGGCCUGCUAGGCCUGCCGCCUCGGCCGCCGAGCGCCACGCCAUCCUAUCAAUCCCUGCUCUCACAACCCCAGCAGCAGCAGCAGCAGCAUGUGGGGUCGCAAUCGGGGUCGCAGCCUCACUCGCGGGCGGGCUCGCAGCCACAGCUCGGCUUCGUGUCGCCCGCCUCCUCUCAGCCGCACACGCCCGCCACCGCCAGCCUUGUGGGCUUCACACACACUGACGCCACCAACAGCCCUGCCCAGCAGCCCGCCGGCGCAGCCGCCGCAGGGCCGGGUGCGGCGGCGGCAGCCGUGGGGGCUGCGGCAGCAGCGGGCGCCGCCGCCGCCGCCAACGGCGCGCCAGCAGGCGGGCUGCUGACGCCCACGCAGCAAAAGAUCCAGGCACUCCAGGCGGAGUUGGCGAAGAUGCAGGCACUGGCGGCGGCGCGCGCCAGCGCCGCCAGCAGCAGCGCCGCCGGCGCUGUCGCCAGCCGUGUUUCGGCCUCCGGCGGCGGCGGCGGCGGCGCCUCCGUCGUGCCAAGUGCCGCUUCCCUGGCGUCGCCCGUCGACGGCCGCGGGCCCAGCCCUGCUGACGCUGGCGGCGCGGGGGCGGGAGCCGCGGUGGAGUCGGUUCCCGGCGGGCCGACGUCGCCUUCGGCGGCGGCUGGACAUCAGCGGUGGCAGCCGGGCAGCUUGCCGGGCGCAGCGGUAAAGAUGCCGCCAGCGGGCGCGGCUGCCGCCGGCGCUUGGGCCCCGGGGUUCACAACCGGCACCAACGCACGCAGGGCGUCGCUGCCAGCGAUGAUGCUGACGACCAUGCCGGAAAUGGGCGACGGAAAGGCGUUCGAGGCGGCGAUGGCGGCGGCGGGCGGCGGGCGCAUGAGCGACUUCGGUGUGGGGGCUGUAGGUGCAGCAGGCGGUGGGGGCGUGCUGCUUGGCAGUGGCAUGGGUGGUGGGCUUGGGCCCGGGGCGUGUUUGGACGUCAACACGAACUUCAGCAUCAUGUCCGCCGACGGGCCGCUGGCGGCGGCGGGGUGGACGCGCUCUUCGGCGCCGCAAAACACAGCCGGGUAUGGCGGCGGCGGCGGCGGUGGAGGCAUGCUGAUGAUGGCGGCGGGCGCGAGCCGGGCGGGCGGUAGCAAUCAUAGCCAGUCGCAGCUGCAGGCCCAGACGGCGGCGGCGGCGGCGGCGCACGUGGCUUCCGGCGGGGGCUACAUGAAGCCGUCGGGCAGCAGCGGCGCGGUGGGGGCCUUGGGCGGCGGCGGCAGCGGCGCGGACUCGGCGAUGGCAGGGGUGGGCGUGCAUAAGAGCGACGCGAGUGCAGGCGCGGUGUCGGUUGCGGCGUCGGCGGCGACGUCUGCCGCCGCGCCGAGGCAACCUGUCAGGAGCCAAAACGCCGGGUGCGUAGCUUGUGUCAUUUCCUAGCGCGCGUACAGCUGGGGCGACCGUGCAGAACAAGGCCUAAGCUCUUGAUGCGCGCUACCUUACAUAGGAUUGACCAUCAUUCCCUGCUGGUCACAUCAUACAUAUGCUGCUGCACACGGAUGCUCAUUCUUUGCAAGCGCACUGCUGAACUGCAAACCGGUCGCGGCACGCACGCACUAGCGGACGUGAUGGCUUGGCGCCAACAAUAAACACCGCCGGUGACCGGCGGUACGUAUCGUAGGGCACUGCCGGGAGCAUGAGUAUGAGGUUUCGUGAGGAGAGCAAGACUGCAGGCCGGUGCGGGCAAGGUUAGUUUCCAGUCGGUGCGCCGCAUGCGUGCACGUGCUGGCAUGCCCGGGUGGAUGGGUGGGUGGAUGGGUGGGUGCGCAUGUGGCUGCUGCUGCGAGGCCCGACGUAUCCUUGCUUGUGCUGCGUUGAGUGAAACGUAUGCAUGUGUGUGUGUGUAUGUGUGUGUGUGUGUGUGUGUGUGUGUGUGCUGCUGGGGGUCACACGCUGAGCAUGUUUAAUUGGGUGAGGUCGAGCCUGAGCAGCGUAAAGCGCUUCACAUCAACACGUACCGCCGUACAUGCAUCAGCACGGCGGCGAAGAAGCUUCUACUAACGAGUGCGCUAUCCAGCUAGCUAGCUACUGAUGGUGAGGCGGAGAUUGCGUGGCUGUUGGCGUGGCUCGUGGGUGGCAAUCAGGGGCGGCAGCGUACGGUGUUACGCACGGGUGCAGGACGCGCGGAUGCAAUGGAUUUUAUAUAUCAAGACGGAGGUGUUUGCGCCAUUGAGAAUCCAUGGCUGCAUACAUAGCUAGGUGGCAGCGGUCAGCAGCAUUGGUGCCGUUUUGUGUUGUGGAGCGAUCGAUUGAAAGGUGCGUUGUGUGCAGUACUAGGGGGGGCGGAUGGAGGCACCUCCCGCGAUGUGCACGGCGGUGGCUUGUGUGGUGCACAGAUUUGUGUCACACAGCUGGCGAGACCCGCGCGGAGGCAAGGGUGUUGAAGUUGGUGCGCGGAAUUGGUGACCUCUGGGAGAGGGGCGGCGCGCUCAAGCAAGGCCAGGAGGAGUGACGUCGUGAAGCCGGCGUGGGGCAUUUUGCGCUUCAGCCAUCGGUCGCCUUAAAGGCUCGCUGCAGUGUGCUUUCAAAAUGUUUGCGGUGAUGCCGUGGUGCUGCUGUGCCACUUGUCGAGUGCCGAUAGUGG
This is a messenger RNA of Chlamydomonas reinhardtii, 4545 nucleotides long. RefSeq lists its product as uncharacterized. Bases 51 to 3341 code for a protein of 1096 amino acids. Gene Ontology annotation, biological process: protein phosphorylation. The transcript is spliced from 10 exons. Lineage: Eukaryota; Viridiplantae; Chlorophyta; Chlorophyceae; Chlamydomonadales; Chlamydomonadaceae. Gene Ontology annotation, molecular function: protein kinase activity; ATP binding. The record is from RefSeq and is a predicted model, not a curated record.